UAUAUAUAUAGCUCUCUGGCAAAACAUAUUUAUAUCCCCCUUUAUCACUAUUCCUGAACAAUUAAUUCACCUGAUGGAUCCUCCAUAAUUUUAGUGUGCGGUUUCCAUAGAGCGAAGCCGAAAGAGCAGGUGGGGAGGUCUUGGCGGGUCGGCCACGAGUCAUACUUGCAGGUGCCGAGGUGGAGGAUAUAUAUAUAUUUCUCGUUCCGCCUUGGAUUAUUUAUUCUCCAAUUUCCCGCUUUUUAACCUUUGGCCUGAGUAAUUUCUUUUGACCAGUUCAGAAAUUCUGCGAAGUACAUAACAUUCUGCCUCGGCCCUGACUUAACCCCCAACCACAUCCAUAAUGGCGACACCAGAUCUCCCCCCACAGACCCUGAAGAUUGGGGAAUACACUUUCACCAUCUCCGAAGGCAAAGAUGAGGAUAUCCCUGGCUUUGUCGAAGCUUUCGAUGCCGCUUUCGCGGAUAAUCUGCUUUUCAGUACUAUGAGCGGGACUGUGGACCGCGCGGUGUUGAGGGAGAAAGAUAUUGCGUUCUGGAAAGGGCAAUGGACGAUGAGUGGGCGAAGGCACUUCAAGGUUGUUGAUGAGGCGACUGGAAAAAUUGCAGCUGUUACCCGCUGGUGGUUCCCUCACACCCUGACGUCUGAGGAGGUAGCCAAAGCCGAGGCGGCCAAGAACGGCCCUCAGCCGGAGCCUGUGCCAGGGACGAAUGUCGGGGUGACGGAGGAGUUCGUGAAGCAGUUGAAUGAUUACCGGGACAAGUGGGUGACGAAUGAUGAUAUGUACAUGAUGAACAUUCUCGCCGUCGUCCCUGCGUACCAGCGGCUCGGUUUGGGAAAGGCGCUGCUGGUGCCUGUGCUAAAGAUGGCUGAUAAGGAGGGCAAGAAGACGUAUAUUGAAGCGUCUGAAGCGGGCGAGAAGCUGUAUCGCAGGCUUGGCUGGGUGAAAACUGGAGAUACGCUUAGCCUUGAUUUUACAAAGUAUGGGGCGGAGGGAAGGGUCGAUCUCCAGCUUAUGAUGAGGGAGCCAGGGGCAGGGAUUCCGCUAUGAGCUGCGAGGAGCGAUGAGAAUAGAGGGAAAGUGAGGAGCGAUAUGAGUAUAGCGAGAAGAUAAGAUGGAUGGUUAUUUACUCCGUAUAUAUACGACGUUGGAAUAUGAGCUCGUCCGUUUGCAUGUCCCAGUGCGCCUCAUCCAAUUGGAUGGGUGCUUGACUGCAUAAGUUUCCAAUGCGUGACAUACAUGAUUAAUCUGUACAAACUCAGUGGUACUCUUGCAAUCGCUGGGUAUU
Molecule: messenger RNA, 1289 nt
Organism: Pseudogymnoascus destructans
Lineage: Eukaryota; Fungi; Ascomycota; Leotiomycetes; Thelebolales; Thelebolaceae
Exons: 3
Coding region: 344-1051 (235 amino acids)
Molecular function (GO): acyltransferase activity, transferring groups other than amino-acyl groups
Source: RefSeq, a predicted model, not a curated record